Rotaria sordida is the source of this 915-nucleotide messenger RNA. The record is from the annotation of a GenBank genome assembly. Lineage: Eukaryota; Metazoa; Rotifera; Eurotatoria; Philodinida; Philodinidae.
AUGUCUGAUAAAAGAAAAUUAUCAUAUUAUUUCUUAAAAAAACCAGAUAAUUUAGUACAAGAAUCAAAUAGUACACCUCAACGUACAACAACAAGUUCAGAAAUUGUGAAUAUAAAUGAAACAAUCGUGUUGACUGAAUUUCUUGAUGCAUCAUCACCAUUAUCCUCAUCAACAAGUUUAAUUCUUCAUGAUCAAAGUGGAAUCUAUGAAAAUUCCUCAACAACAACAGCAACAACACCAAAGACGAAGAGUAAUCUUCUUGAAUUACUUGAAUUAAGAAGUCUUGAUAAUGAUUUCAUUAAAAGUAAAUUAAAAUCUUUGCAAUAUACACAUCAUUCGAUUCAAAAUGAAUUAUUAUAUUUAAUUCAAGAAAAUAUAUUAUCUCAAAUUGUGUUCCAAAUUAAAAGCGCCAAAUAUUUUUCUAUUAUGAUGGAUGAAUCAGUUGAUAUUUCUCGUCAUGAACAAGUAUCUUUAGUUAUACGUUAUACUGAUGAUCAAUUUCAUGUAUAUGAACGUUUUAUUGGCUUUCAGCGAGCAUCAAGUACAACUGGUGAAGCUCUAUUUAAAUUAUUAGUUACGUGGUUGAAACAACUCGAUUUGGAUAUUAAUAAUAUAGUCGGUCAAUGUUUUGACGGGGCAAGUGCAAUGCGUGGCAUAUAUAAAGGUGUAUCAACUCGUUUAUUACAAAUUGUACCUACUGCCUUAUAUGUCCAUUGCAAUGGACACAUUUUAAAUUUAUGUGUAGUUGACUUAUCACAAGCAGUGGUACCUAUUAGAAAUAAUUUUGGUAUUACGAGUCACACUGAAUGGACAUCGGAGAUAAAAAAAAAGGAAAAGAAUCCUGCUAGAACUGAAUUUUUUCGGUCUAAAAAAAUGAACAGCACAUACGCAUGUGAAGGAUUUAAAUGUGUUUAG